ACCUCGUAGACCCAACCUCAAUCGAGGCCAUGAAGAUCGUCGACCAGGUCCGGGAAGCAUGUAUUACGACCGGAUUCUUCCAAUCAAUCGGUCACGGGAUCCCACGCUCGCUGCAAGACGAGGUCUUUGCGGGCGCGGCUGCAUUUUUCAAGUUGCCGUUUGAGGAGAAGAAGAAGUUGGACAAGGGCGAGUCAGUUGGGGCUAGUAACCGGGGCUAUGAACUUAUUGGGAAUCAAGGGCUACAGGAGGGAACUUUGCCUGAUUUGAAAGAGGGAUUUUACGUUGGCAAGGAAAUACCAACCACGGAUCCGAGGGUGCAGAAUAAUGCGUUCUUAAUGGGACCAAAUCUCUGGCCGCCGACAUCCAUGGUGCCUGAGAAAGUCUUCCGAGAGCCUAUGGAAAAGUACUACGACCUCAUGUUCAACCUGUCCCUGACCGUCAUGGACAUCCUCGCCGCCGGCCUCCCUUACGGUCCCAAAGUAUUUGAGGAAUUCGUCUCAAACGACGCAGUAGCAUCUAUCCGUCUUCUGCACUACCCACCUCAAACCACUAGUGCCGAAAACCAGCUAGGAGCCGGCGCGCAUACAGAUUUUGGCGCCAUAACUCUCCUUCUCCAAGACGAGAUCGGGGGCCUUCAAGUCUGGGACAGCGAAGGCAAAAACUGGGUCGAUGUCACGCCCAACAAAGAUUCGUACGUUGUGAAUGUGGGCGAUAUGCUGCAGAUGUGGACGAGUGGGAGGUAUAAGAGUAGUUUACACAGGGUUAUUAAUAAGAGCGGGACGGAUAGGUAUAGUGUUCCUUAUUUCUUUGAUGGAAAUAUUGAUUGUGUGUUGAAGCCGCUGGAUGGGAGUGCGGUGGAGGGGGAGCCGUUGACGGUUGAGGGACAUAUGAGAGAGAGGUUCUCAAGUACAUAUGGGAGGGGCAAGAAGAGGGAGGAUGACAUGCCGAACUUUAAGGCCUGAGCUCUGGCUUUCUAGAAUGGGCUUUGCUCGUAAAAGUUUUGGACAGGGCAAGAUAGCGAUUGCGAUGUUAGCCCCAUCUCUUGCAUUCUUGGAACCUUCAUUAUCGCUUGUCGCCCGAAACGAAAAAG
Messenger RNA from Hyaloscypha bicolor E, 1090 nucleotides. Its product is annotated as 2og-Fe oxygenase family protein. The record is from RefSeq and is a predicted model, not a curated record. The transcript has 2 exons. Gene Ontology annotation, molecular function: dioxygenase activity. NCBI's taxonomy places the organism in Eukaryota, Fungi, Ascomycota, Leotiomycetes, Helotiales, Hyaloscyphaceae. Bases 30 to 962 code for a protein of 310 amino acids.